Molecule: messenger RNA, 170 nt
Organism: Racocetra fulgida
Lineage: Eukaryota; Fungi; Glomeromycota; Glomeromycetes; Diversisporales; Gigasporaceae
Source: the annotation of a GenBank genome assembly
AACCUGUGCAACAUUUUUCAUUACUUGAAAAUUUACAAGGAGAGAUUAUUGAUGAAGAAACAUUACCUGAUAAUUUUAUUGAAACUUCUGAUAAUUCCGACAAUGAAAAUAUACAAUCAAACCAUCAAUUAUCCUAUGAAUAUGCUAAUAAAUCUCUUAGUAAAUAUUGA